AUGUUUGCUUUCCGCCGAAAGUUGGAAAUCCCGAGUUAUUGGCAUGUACCAGAGAGCCAAUGCAAUGCACAUGAAAUGAUCGUAGUAGAAAUCAAAAACAAACACGUUGGAGGAGCCUUCUCCAUGAAAACGAAAAGGCUCACUUUCUGGGUUUCAUUUUCUCCGGUCUCAUGUUUUCAAACAGAAGAGUUUAGAUCAAAAACUUCUCACUCCCGUUUGAAGUUUGCUGUAAUGAGUCUUUAUGACGCUAAAAAAUGGGACAUCGACAUUAGGGAGAAUCAGAACAGGCUGCAACAGCUGGGUUAUGGAGAUGGGAGCGAGGAAAAUGAAGAGUGUGUGGGUAUGAAGGAAAUGGUUCAUGGCUUCCUGCUUAUGGAGUUCUGUGAGCAACACAGAGGAGCAAGUUUUUGGCAAAAUAUUAGAAAAACUGCGGUGACGCCACUGCUACAAUCAAGGCGGCAAGGAGCAUCAACCCGUGCCGAUUCAAUUUCACAACAUCAAUUCCCGGAAGAUCCUUCCACCUCCUUUACUCGGUCAAUGUGUUGGUGAGUGGAUGACGUAACCGAAUGGAUUUAUAGUCAAGAGCGACUCAAGAAUUUUCCAUAUGAAAGGAUGAGGAGCCCCCUACGUUAGAGAAAAAGUUACCACAUAGAUAUUGUCAAUGUGCAGCUAAGGAAGUGGUUUGAAUUAGAAACACGUUGCGAUAAAUUGUGUAUUCCAUUUACGAACCGCUAUAAAUUUAUCUGCACAUAACAACACAGUAAAAAAGGUGAAUAAAGGGAAUGAUUAAAUGCUGAG
This is a messenger RNA of Eruca vesicaria subsp. sativa (arugula), 798 nucleotides long. The record is from the annotation of a GenBank genome assembly. Lineage: Eukaryota; Viridiplantae; Streptophyta; Magnoliopsida; Brassicales; Brassicaceae.